UCUCGUGCUACCCUCGUUAGCAAGGAGACAUGAAAUACUGGUGCAGAAAUAUUUUAGCUGAUUUUAUUUUGGUCCUGAUAGGCUGAAAAUAAACCUAAAUCUCUUUUUGAAAGAUUUGACAAGAAGUGGUAUUUGUGCGCUUACGUUUAAAAGUUUUUGCAAUAUGCAAAUAUCUAUAAAUAACCUUAAAGUAUGUGUACUUUUUUCUGUUCGUCAAUUCCUGGAUUUCAGAACCUUCAAAGUAAUACAAAGAAAACAAGGCUACAGCACAUAUACUGUCGUUAGACACCGAUGGAUGAAAAAUGUUUCAUUUUUCAAUAUUUACUGCUCGAAAGACUUCAGUUCUCAGUCAGAAAAGGUCAAUAUCGACAUGUCGAAAUAUCCCGUGGAAAACGUCAGAAAUUUCAGCAUUAUUGCCCAUAUCGAUCACGGAAAAAGCACCCUUGCAGACAGACUACUUGAAUUAACAGGAGCGAUUUCCAAAACCGAAUGCAAUAAGCAAGUCCUGGAUAAACUACAGGUGGAGCGCGAGAGAGGAAUCACUGUGAAAGCACAGACUGCCUCCUUGUUUUAUAGACAUGAAGGACAGACUUAUUUACUCAAUCUUAUAGAUACACCGGGCCAUGUUGACUUUAGCUAUGAGGUUUCAAGGUCAAUUUCUGCUUGUCAGGGCGUGCUUCUAGUAGUUGAUGCUAAUCAGGGAAUUCAGGCACAGACAAUUGCAAACUUCUUUCUGGCUUUUGAGGCACAACUAACAAUUAUUCCAGUCAUAAACAAGAUUGAUUUGAAAAAUGCAGACCCUGAAAGGGUUGAAAAACAGAUUGAAAAGGUAUUUGAUAUUCCAAAAGAAGAAUGUAUAAAGAUAUCUGCUAAAAUGGGAACUAAUGUUGAUAAAGUUCUCCAGGAAGUAGUCAGGAGAAUCCCACCGCCAAAUGUUAAUGUAGAGGACCCAUUUAAAGCCCUGGUAUUUGAUUCUACUUUUGACCAUUAUAGAGGAGUCAUUGCCAAUAUUGCCCUGUUUGGAGGACAGGUUCAUAAAGGAGACAGAAUAGUCUCAGCACACUUGGGAAAAACAUAUGACGUCAAUGAAAUUGGAAUACUCAGGCCUGAAGAACAUCCAACAGAGAGCUUGUAUGCAGGACAGGUGGGGUAUAUCAUAGCUGGGAUGAAAGAAGUUAAGGAGGCGCAGAUUGGAGACACACUUUUCUUACAGAAACAUCCAGUUGAGCCCAUGCCGGGAUUCAGAUCUGCUAAGCCAAUGGUUUUUGCUGGGAUGUAUCCAGUAGACCAAUCGGAAUACAGCAGUCUAAAGAGUGCAGUGGAGAAACUGACAUUGAAUGACUCUAGUGUGACUGUGAACAGGGACAGCAGUCCAGCCUUAGGGGCUGGCUGGAGGCUUGGAUUUUUGGGUCUUCUCCACUUGGAUGUCUUUAACCAGCGGCUAGAGCAAGAGUACGAUGCCUCUGUAAUUGUAACAGCCCCAACUGUGCCUUACAAGGCUCUUCUUUCGUCAACAAAAUCUAUAAAGGAGUAUGGUUCAGAGGAUAUUACCAUUGUCAAUCCAUCUCACUUCCCUGAUAGGUCCCAAGUUUUAAAUUAUUUUGAACCUGUGGUUAUUGGUACCAUAAUUACACCAGAUGACUACAUUGGCAAGAUUAUAACUUUGUGUCUGAAUCGUAGAGCUGUACAAAAGAAAUUGGUUUACAUUGAUGACCACCGUGUUAUGAUGAAAUACCUCUUUCCUCUGAAUGAAAUUGUGGUUGACUUCUAUGACCAAUUAAAAUCUUUGUCAUCUGGAUAUGCCAGCUUUGACUAUGAGGAUGCAGGAUACCAACCAGCUGACCUAAUAAAGAUGGACAUUUUGCUAAAUGGGAAGCCUGUGGAGGAGCUUGCAACUAUUGCGCAUAAGCAAAAAGCAUAUACUGUGGGCAAGACAAUGUGUGAACGACUGAAGAACUCCAUACCUAGACAGCUUUUCGAAAUCGCUAUUCAGGCAGCAAUUGGCAACAAAGUUAUUGCCAGAGAGACGAUUAAAGCUUAUAGGAAGAAUGUGCUUGCAAAAUGUUAUGGAGGUGAUAUAACACGCAAAAUGAAACUGCUGAAAAAGCAAGCAGAAGGCAAAAAGAAGAUGAGAAAAAUUGGUAAUGUGGAAGUUCCAAAGGAUGCAUUCAUUAAUGUUUUGAAGAGAAAUGACAAAUAAAUAUACUGGAUAUUGUUUAAUUUCCUAGGAAAAAAUUAAUUGUAUCAAUGAGAAAUAUAGAAAAUGUACAUUAAAUGCAAAUUUGUGUCAAAUUAUACUGUAUGUACAAUUGAAGUGUUUUUAAGAACAAGAACAAUCUCAAUAACAGUUAAUUUUAUAAUAUUUAAGUUUCAUAUUUUACACUUACAGUACAUGUGACAGACUGUAAAUCCUGUUUCUUCAAUAUAUAUUGCAGACAUAAACUAUCGAGACAAAAAUUAUGCCUCCUUGUCUAUGACUAUGAAAAACAUCACAUUUAUUCACAAAAAACUUUUGAUUGGUCAUUCUGAUUUCUGUUUUUGAUCUUCAAAUAUAAUUUUUGGUUGCUGUGCAAUCUCGGCUGAGCGCAUUUAGGAAGCUGUUGUCUCUGAUUUCCCUGUAGUCCAGAUAUUUCCCUGCAGUCCAGAUACCCUUUCCCAAUAUUCUUUUGCUUUAUGAAACAUCCAUCAACAUGCUGCUUCUAUAAACUUAAAAAUAACUUAGUUUUUUUUUCUGUAAAAACUUUAUUAUAUAUUUCUACAAAACCAGAUCCAACUAUCUAAAGCUAGGUCAUGAAAUUACAGGAAUGUUUUAUCCUGUGCAUCUCUUAUAUGAAAAUGAACACAAAUCUGCUGACAUUUCAUAUUAAUUACAUGUGUUGUGUCUUGAUGAAUAGGUAACAUGAAGUAUUUCGACAUCCAUCUUGUAUGGGGAAUGUGUUGGUGAAA
This is a messenger RNA of Lepisosteus oculatus (spotted gar), 2946 nucleotides long. It is a transcript of the gene guf1, whose product is annotated as GTP binding elongation factor GUF1. Gene Ontology annotation, molecular function: mitochondrial ribosome binding; GTP binding; GTPase activity. Gene Ontology annotation, biological process: positive regulation of translation. The record is from RefSeq and is a predicted model, not a curated record. Gene Ontology annotation, cellular component: mitochondrion. Lineage: Eukaryota; Metazoa; Chordata; Actinopteri; Semionotiformes; Lepisosteidae.